AUGUCAUUCUCAUCUGGGGCUGUGAACACGUUGACUCCGUAUGUCACCGGCGUCUACAAAGAACACUCGUUGACAGCCACCACUACCAUUCUAUUCAGCCUGGUUGGGGCCUUGAUCAAGCUGCCAUAUGCAAAAAUGCUCGACAUUUGGGGCCGCCCGCAGUCUUUUGCUGUGAUGACCGGCUGUAUGACGCUGGGCUUGGUGAUGAUGGCUGCGUGCAACAGUGUCGAGAUGUACUGCGCUGCCCAGGUCUUCUACCCGUCCCCAUACAUUGUCACGACCUGGGCCUAUGGCCCCGCCGUAAGCAGCAUCUUAGCCACUACUGGAAUUCCCUGGGGGUUUGGGAUUUUCUCAAUCGUCACCCCGGUGAUGUGUUUGCCAUUAUUCUAUCUCUUCUAUUACAACCAGUCGAAAGCUGAAAAGGCAGGACUCAUCUCCAAGUCCCAGACAGACCGUACGCUGUGGCAGUCGAUCAUUCAUUACGGCAAGGAGUUUGAUGUCAUUGGGCUCCAGGAUGUGGAAGGCCCCAUUGAUCAUCAGCUUUUUGAUCAUCGGACCCGUCUUGCUCGUGGCAUUUGUCCUCUGCGAGAGAUACCUGGCACCCGUCACAUUCAUUUCAUGGCGACUGUUGACCAACAGAACGGUCUUUUUCACCUAUGCGAUGGCUGCGAGUAUAUCUACACCUCCUGGUACCUUUGGGACAGCUAUUUUUGGUCCAUGCUCAUCGUCGUGUUCAGCCAAUCCACCACUCAUGCCACCUACAUCAGCAACAUCUACACCAUCGGUUCUUGCUUCUGGUCGGUCGUGGUGGGCAUCAUCAUCCGAUUUAAUGGGCGUCUCAAAUGGCAUGCGCUGUACUUCGGCGCCCCUCUCAGCCUCCUAGAGGUUGGCCUGAUGAUCAAGUUCUGCGAGGCUGGCGUGAAUAUAGGGUACAUCAUUAUGUGCCAAAUUUCCAUCGCCUUUGGUGGUGGAACAUUGGUGAUUCGCGAGCAAAUGACCAUCAUGGCUGUGUCAUCCCAACAGGACACUCCUUCUCUUCUUGCCAUGGAAUCGAUGUUUAUCAACAUCGAACAGGCUGUGGGGUCAACGAUUGCCGCCACCUUAUGGCAGGGCAUCUUCCCCGUUAAACUCCAGGAGUACCUGCCUGCAGAUGCGAUGUCCAAUUUUGCCCAAAUCUAUGGAAAGCUUUAA
Messenger RNA from Penicillium alfredii, 1191 nucleotides. RefSeq lists its product as uncharacterized. NCBI's taxonomy places the organism in Eukaryota, Fungi, Ascomycota, Eurotiomycetes, Eurotiales, Aspergillaceae. Gene Ontology annotation, biological process: transmembrane transport. Gene Ontology annotation, molecular function: transmembrane transporter activity. The transcript is spliced from 3 exons. The record is from RefSeq and is a predicted model, not a curated record. The coding region runs from base 1 to 1191 and encodes 396 amino acids.